This is a messenger RNA of Calidris pugnax (ruff), 321 nucleotides long. RefSeq names its product fer-1-like protein 5. The transcript has 4 exons. The record is from RefSeq and is a predicted model, not a curated record. Gene Ontology annotation, cellular component: T-tubule; cytoplasmic vesicle. The annotation marks the transcript as partial. Lineage: Eukaryota; Metazoa; Chordata; Aves; Charadriiformes; Scolopacidae. Gene Ontology annotation, molecular function: calcium ion binding; calcium-dependent phospholipid binding. Gene Ontology annotation, biological process: vesicle fusion; T-tubule organization; negative regulation of phagocytosis.
AUGCUGCCCAGGAUCACCACCAAGAAGAAGGGGGCUGUGGACAACAAGGCUGCGGAGGAGGAAGAUGAGGAAGAGGACGACUGGUGGAGCAAAUUCUACGCGGCCAUGGGGGACAAGGCAAAGAGCCGGAGGAGGAACAACAGGGACAGACUGAAGAUCUACAGCUGCGAGCUGGAGGCGGUGCCCGAAUUCGAGGGGCUGCAGGAUUUCUGUCAGACCUUCCCCCUCUACCAACCGGGGGGGCACCCCACGCCGGGGGAGGACCCUGUGGGCGAGUUCAAGGGGCUUUUCUGUGUCUACCCCCUGCCCGAGGACCCCGGG